Messenger RNA from Caenorhabditis remanei, 417 nucleotides. RefSeq lists its product as uncharacterized. The record is from RefSeq and is a predicted model, not a curated record. Gene Ontology annotation, cellular component: cell surface. The transcript has 3 exons. The coding region runs from base 1 to 417 and encodes 138 amino acids. NCBI's taxonomy places the organism in Eukaryota, Metazoa, Nematoda, Chromadorea, Rhabditida, Rhabditidae.
AUGCGAGUUCAUUUGACUUUUCUACUUUGUUGCUCAUCUGCUCUUCUGUGCUCAGCUGCCAACAAUUGUGCGUGGUUUGUCGGUCAACUUCAAUGCUCUGACCCCUCGAAAUUGGAAAAUAUCGUGGUAGAGAUCUGGGAUAGAGAUCGAUCUUUUUUCCCUCUCACACUGUUCGUUGAUGAUGAUUUGGCGGGAAGAACAAUUACAUCAGCUGAUGAUAAUGGAACUUUCAAAGUUGAAGGAUGUGCUUCUGAUGUUGAUUUCCUUUUCUUGAAAAAUGAGCCAGAAUUUUAUCUCAAAAUUCGUCAUUACUGCAAGGGAAGAGCCGAAGUGACAUAUGCCCAUCCGAGAGACAUGAAAGUCUUCGUUCCAGAGACAAAUGACUAUUUCACCAGACAUCCGAUCAAGUUGGGAUAA